AUGCCGUACACCGGUGGCGUUUUUGUGGGGAACGAAUUUCAGGCGGCGAAACUCGUGCGCUACAUGACUUCAAUGGACUAUUUUGUCAUGGCUUGUGAAAUCUUCUUCAUGCUGUUCAUCAUUUACUACAUUGUUGAAGAAUCCGAAUUCCUUUUUUGUUCCGUCUAUGGAAAGACAGUGAAAACUUCGUUUCACUUUCCCACUUUUCUCUUCUCCUCUCUGUACCGUCAGAUUCAAAAAAACAAAUGGAGAUACUUUCUGAAAUUCUGGAAUGUUUUGGAUAUUAUUGUGAUCAUUUGUUGCAUAUUUUGUAUCGCUCUGACCAUCUAUUGUCUCGUGACGGCGAACAACGUGAUUGACAGUCUGAUAUCGGAUUUGAAUUCGCAUCCACGUUUUGAUAUGCUGAGCUAUUGGUACGGACAUUAUGUACGCGCGGUGUCCAUGUGUGUGUUUCUUGCCGUUCUGAAGGUGUUCAAAUAUGUCAACUUUGAUCGUUCAUUGGGUCAAUUGACAAGGACCUUGGCGAUAGCGUUCUACGACUUGGUCGGAUUCAUGAUCAUGUUCUGCAUCGUUUAUUUCGCUUUCGCCCAGUUCAGUUAUUUGGCUUUCGGCUCCUCAACCGAUGGGUUUCAAUCUUUCACCCAGGCCUGCUAUUCGCUGUUCCGUAUCAUGGUCGGUGAUAUCAACUUCCCCGCACUACGCAAAGCCCAAUUCUUCUUGGGUCCGACAUUUUUUGUGCUGUACAUCUUUUUCGCCGUGUUCGUUCUGCUCAACAUGUUUCUGGCUAUCAUCAACGACGCCUAUUCGGCCGUGAAAGAGGACCUGGUGAAACAACGAACGCAACUCAAAUUGGGAUCUAUGGUGAAGAAGAGAGCUAAGGAAAUGUUGAAAAAAUUGAGGAAGAAGUCGAAGAAAUCGCUGGUACAGAUAUUACAUGAAUGUAACAUGUUUGACAGAGAGAUAAUCCCGUUUGAAGAAUUUCGACGCGUGUUGAAGAAAUAUGGGUUCGGUGAGGCAGAGAUCACAUCGACCUUCGUGAAGUAUGAUCGUGACGGAGACAAUUGUUUGAAUGUGAAAGAACAACGCCGUAUGGAGGAUGAAAUGGAGAUUGGGGUACGGAAAUCGAUGAAGAAUGUGGACGAAGAUGAAGGUCAUGGGACCGAUGAAGAGGGCGCUGAGAACGAUGAGGAAUUGGAUUAUGUGGAUCCAAUGGACUACAAAGAAAUGGUUGCGCGAGUGAACGCAGUGGAAGCCUCGUUACUGACCAUGUUAUCCCAUUCCGAUGAGUUGUUAGCCAUGUUGGAACAAGUGGAACAUGCCAAACGGGAACAUCGUCAGCGUUUAUUUGAAAUGUUGAACUCUGAGGUAACACUUUUCUAA
Messenger RNA from Echinostoma caproni, 1380 nucleotides. NCBI's taxonomy places the organism in Eukaryota, Metazoa, Platyhelminthes, Trematoda, Plagiorchiida, Echinostomatidae. The record is from the annotation of a GenBank genome assembly.